Messenger RNA from Lodderomyces margitis, 429 nucleotides. RefSeq lists its product as uncharacterized. Lineage: Eukaryota; Fungi; Ascomycota; Pichiomycetes; Serinales; Debaryomycetaceae. The coding region runs from base 1 to 429 and encodes 142 amino acids. The transcript has a single exon. The record is from RefSeq and is a predicted model, not a curated record.
AUGCAAUACUCAAAAGUCGCUAUCUUGUCUGCCGUUGCCGGUUCAGCUGUUGCUUCAUACAACUCCACUGUCACUGACAUUGCUACCACCGUUGUUACCAUCACUUCAUGUUCAGAAAACAAAUGUACUGAAGUCCCAGUCACCACCGGUUUGACCACUGUCACUGACGUUGACACUGUCUACACCACCUACUGUCCAUUGACUUCUGCUCCAGCUUCAUCUGCUCCAGCUUCAUCCGCUGCUGCCUCAUCUGCUCCAGCUUCAUCCGCUGCUGCUUCAUCUGCUCCAGCUUCAUCUGUUGCUUCUGAAUCUAAAUCAACUGUUGCUGCUGAAUCAUCAUCUGCUCCAGCUGUCUCUUCAUUCGAAGCCGGUGCUGGUAAAUUGCAAGUUGGUGCUGCUUUGGUUGGUGCUGCUGCUUUGUUAUUGUAA